UCACCUGCUGACUUCGCUAAAAAGACAGAGCUGCUCACCAUUUGCACCAAGGGCUGCUUUUUUAUAAGUCUACAUUUUUUUUUGUGUGUGUGUGUCUUCUUGGAUUUGACGUUUACUUGGAAAAAGAAAGUAUGCCUCCUAAAAAGCGAACGUUUGUUCUCAAUGAAGUGACGGCCGCCAGAAACUCGCCAGUCCCCUCAAAAGUGGCGAGAAAGUCCGGUGUGGUGACUCUGCGUAAAAUAGCCCUACAUCCGGGCACGAGCGUCAUGGUGGUAGAGGCGCUCAAAGAGCUGGACUCCAGAAAGGGGGUCUCCAAACAGGCCAUCCAGAACUUCAUCAAGCGCAAGUAUCCUUCCGUGGACAAAAUCCGCCUCAAGUACUUCGUCCGCAGAGCCCUUAGGAAAGGCCUGGAGGACGGCACCUUGGUUCGGCCUCCCAACUCUACCGUCACCACAGGCGUCGUUGGCAAAUUUCGGCUUGCACCAAAGCGUAAAGAGUCCAAAGCAAAAGUGGAGCCGAGUGUGCAAAGAGCUGCAAAAGUGGAGUCGCUUGUGCAAAAAGCUGCCAAAGUGGAGAACGUGGAGCCGAAUGUGCAAAAAUCUCCAAAAGUUGCAAAGGAAGCACCAAAGACUAAAGCUGGUGGCACAAAGAAAGCUGCUGCAGAUGAACAAGUAAAACCGCCAAAGAAAAAGGCUACAAAGGGUUCCAUCAAGUCCAAGAAAGAUGAAGAGGCUCCCCCCUCCAAGGUGCCACCAGCAAAGAAGCCCAAAGGUAAAAAAGCUGCAAAUGAGAAUGUUGAGGAAGCUCAAGGAACUGUGAGGACCAAAGCGAAGCCCAAGGAGGUCAAAGCUGUGGCUGAUGGGAAAACGAAAGCAAAACCCAAGGAGGCAAAGGGUAAAGCUGACAAAGCUGCACCAAAAAGCGCCGCUAAACAAGGAAGAAAGAAUGCGAAGUGAAUGUUGUCUACAACGAAAUUUUAUUUGUCAAUGGAAAAACAUCUUAACUUUUGUAACAUUCAACUAUGCUGCGAAUGCAAAAUGUUAUUUAAUUUGUCAAUAAAUAUCUUAACUUUU
Messenger RNA from Hippocampus comes (tiger tail seahorse), 1073 nucleotides. It is a transcript of the gene h1m, whose product is annotated as linker histone H1M. The transcript is spliced from 5 exons. The record is from RefSeq and is a predicted model, not a curated record. Bases 132 to 956 code for a protein of 274 amino acids. Gene Ontology annotation, molecular function: DNA binding; structural constituent of chromatin. Gene Ontology annotation, cellular component: nucleosome. NCBI's taxonomy places the organism in Eukaryota, Metazoa, Chordata, Actinopteri, Syngnathiformes, Syngnathidae. Gene Ontology annotation, biological process: nucleosome assembly.